AUGGAUUACGCACAAUUAUUGAGAGAAUUCAAGACUUCAGAGCCAUUCGAAGCCCCAUUUGCCUUGGAUUCACAACCAAAGUAUGCUGUGUUGUCAUUGAUCAUUUCAUUGAUGGUAAUUUCUCUCGCAUUGGCCACAGCUUGGUCUAAGAGAUCCUUCCCAGUGAAACUAAUCAUUUACACGGUGUUGAGUUUUAUUGGAAGUCUGUUCUGUGGUUCUGCAGCAGUAUUUUUAGCCAACAGCUGGGGUGUUUAUGUAUAG
This is a messenger RNA of Torulaspora delbrueckii, 261 nucleotides long. RefSeq names its product dolichyl-diphosphooligosaccharide--protein glycotransferase subunit (gene OST5). The coding region runs from base 1 to 261 and encodes 86 amino acids. NCBI's taxonomy places the organism in Eukaryota, Fungi, Ascomycota, Saccharomycetes, Saccharomycetales, Saccharomycetaceae. The transcript has 2 exons. Gene Ontology annotation, biological process: protein N-linked glycosylation. The record is from RefSeq and is a predicted model, not a curated record.